Durusdinium trenchii is the source of this 351-nucleotide messenger RNA. Lineage: Eukaryota; Dinophyceae; Suessiales; Symbiodiniaceae. The record is from the annotation of a GenBank genome assembly.
AUGAUGGCGCUCAGCUAUGAGGGCUUAGCAGGUUGGAGGAGCCUUUCAAGCAUCAGUGCCGAAGCGCAUCAUCGGGAACUUGAAUUUGUUCGUUGUGAUUGCUCUAUCAUCUGCAUGGUUGCACGAGCAAGUCUUACCUUCGGAACCUUGAUGGCCGGUUUGCAAAUGAGCAUGGUCUGCUAUGCUUCCUUUGUCUCCAGUCGAAACGUGCUCCAAGCAUUGAGAACCAGUUUAUGCCUGUGUCAGCCGUUUCUUGGAGGGUUCCUUGUGGCAUUUAGCAGCUUUGCAAGCAGCAAGCAACCCAGCCUCAGCCAGAAUGCUGCCACUCCACGAGACGAAGUCUUCUCGUGA